AUGGAGUCGUCUAUACCAGUAGUGGAUUUCAGCCAAAUGAACGUGGAGAAAGUAACAGAAGACUAUACCUGCCAACUUUUUCUGAGAUGUAGGCGUGAGAUUUUUAUCCUGGGAGUGCUGGGAUUUUUGAAAACGACACGAUCAUUUCCGAAGAAGUCCGAAGUCUUCCGAAGACAUCCGAAGUCUGCCGAAGGCGAAUUUAUCGAGAAAACGCUUAUCCACAAAAUCAGAGAUCGCGAGGAAGGUAUUGUCAUUUAUUCAUUUUACACAUAUUUUUGGAAAUUGUGUCAAGCAAGACGGCAACAACUCACAUUUUUCAAUCAGGCGUGAGAAAUUGGUCCGCAGGCGUGAGCAGGCGUGAGAUCGAAGUUUUCAACCCGCAGGCGUGAGACUCACGCCUAAGGCGUGAGAGUUGGCAGGUAUAGAAGACUACUCUCCAGAAAGCAUACAACAGUUGGCAGAUGAAAUACACCGGGCGUUCAGCACAAUGGGGUUUGUUUACCUGAAAAAUCAUGGCAUCCCACAAGAAAAGGUUAGAUCUAGAGAAGUUACAGAAAAAUCAUUAUAGUUCCCCUAGCUACAAGUACCUGACCUAUUUCAUUCAUCGAUCUCUCCCCGGCUGGAUGUUCACCACCGGUGACAAGACUGCAACAGGUUACCAUCUUGAUUUUACAGGGAGUGAGAAAUCUAGGGACAAGAUUGGGUACCACUGCCUGUUGUGUUCUGAUCCCCAUCGCAAGGUGAUAACAUUAUUUUGAAACUCAACAAGUAAAACCUGUAUUAAGCGGACACCCUCCGGGACUGCAGUAGUGUCCGCUUAAUGCAGGGUGUCUGCCUAAUACAGGUUUCGAUAGAUAUAACGUCAUAUGAGGUGUCAAUAACAUGCCAUUCAAAUGAACAGUGGAAACAUCUAGAAUACUCCCAGAGACUAUGACAAUAUACGUUUGCAUUAAUUUCUUUAUCAAAGUGGACCAAUUGAUCAUAGUACCAUAAACAUAGAUUGCAACUCAAAUUUGAAGAAAUCAGAUGAGUGAAACAAGCUCUAUACAAACAAAACGAAAUAGAAAACAAUACCGUACUGUGAAACUAAUAAAAUAAGUUGGUCAAGUCACGUUUUUUAAUGUAAAAAUUGAAAAUGUGGGUGGCAAUUCGAAGCAAUCGUUCACAUUUCCGGUGUCUGGCAUCACAGGAAAAAAUAACGAAUCCCCAUUUUUGGAUAUUUUAGGGUAUUUAAAGAAUACCCAUAAAAAUCCCAAAUUUGGCAAAGUGAGACAAGUCCCAACCCAGGAAUUCCCAACCAAGUUUCCUGAUUGGGACUUGUCUUACUCUUCCAACUUUGGGAUUUUUGUGGGUAUUCUUUAAAUACCCUAAAAUAUCCAAAAAUGGGAAUCAGUUAAUUUUUUCCUGUGCAUGUUGGGUGGUGGAAUUUAAUUACAAGUGUCCCCUUAAUUAUACAGGUUAGCAACCCAGGGGCGGGUGGGACUCUGCAUAUGAAAGGGGUGGGGAUGCUCGUCUCGAUUAGGGGUGUAAAUUUCGCAUUUUGGUCUCACUUAGAGUGUUCUGGGCAAAACCCCACCAUAUUUAGCCGUGAAGGUCUCGUUUAGGGUGUUGCACGUGAAAAAGUAUAAAAAUAUGCGUAUUGACUGACUCUUUUAGGGGUCAAAAAAAGCUGGGCCAUGCCCAGAUCGGUCUCUUUUAGGGGUUUAAAACAAAAUUUCUGACGAGCAUCCUCACCCCUUCGAUAUGUGGAGCCCCUCCUUCCCCGGGUUGGCAACAAUAGAAAUGACCAUUUCAGGUACUUUUUAGGUGCCGGCGUACGCCUAAUAGAGGUGUCCCCUUGAUAAAGGUUUCAUUUAAAGAAAAUUAGGGACAUGAAUUUGGGGACUUUGGCUACUGUCUGCUUAAUAGAGGGUGUCUGCUUAAUACGGUGUCCGCUUAAGACAGGUUUCAAUAUAGGGGGAUUGUUAAAACUGUCUACCCCCUCCACCCAUUGAACAGAUAAGAUUUUCUGAGGGGCUGGACAGGGCUAGGGCCUGGGGUCUUUAUCGCUGAGCGGUUAAAUGUAGCUGACACGUACACUUGCACUCUUUGCAAACUCACUGAAAACCUUUGCUUAUAAGAACUCUUAAGUACAGUCAACUUUUUCUUAAAAGAUACGGUGAACACCUAGCCCUAAAAUGAACACUAGAUUUGGUCCCUGCCAUUCAGCAUGGAGAUCUAAGAAGGAGAUCCCUAUACUAACAAUACUAUAUAAGGAAGUGCAUGCAGUAAGGACUUGACAGGGGUUACAUAGGAUAUAUCAUGAAAUAAAAAUUAGAAAGACUCUCUCAUUAUAUUUUGAAGAUUGAUGGUAUUUUCAAGUUAAGUGAUGACUUUUUUCAACUGGAUGAUGAAGCCAAGCAGGCAUAUGCUCGUCCUGCCAGUGGUAGUGACCAUGGAUGGGUUGCCUUUGAAAGAGAAAAGUAUUGAUAUUAUUGUUACUGUGUGACAAUUUGACAUUUUUGUGGCAGUUCUCAGUUCAAUGAGGGGUAUAGAAUAACAUGGUACCCGAAAAACAUGGGUUUUGGAAAAUUUUGGCCCAAUCUCGAAAUCUUGACAUUUAAAAUAAGCAUCUCGGAAUCUAGGGCUGGCUAAAAAUUGACUCGUCUCGGGGUCUCAAAUUUAGCUGGCAAAUUUAGUUUAAACACCAUGAAACACAGACACCAAUAUAUAUACCGUUAACAGCAGUAAAUAACUAACAAAAUUAUGGCACAUAAUGAAUGGGAGCCUUAUUCAUUGCCACUCCACUUAUUCUUAACCAUGAGCUUGAUACAGGCAAUGGCUAAGAACUUCAUUGGUACCAUUUCCUCGAAAUGUUCAGCACUUAGAAUCUUGGGCUGGGAUUUUUUAAGAAUUAAGUCUCGGUCUCGGAUUAGAUAAAAAGCCUUAAGUCUUGGUCUUGAAUUUUUAAACCAGAGUUUCGUGGUCUCGCAAAGUCUCGAAUUUACCAUUCUAUACCCCUCCAAUUAUUUCUUUUAUUAUAAUCUCUCUCCAAAGUAAAAAAUCUAAGAUUUACUACUUUUUUACUGUUCAGUUAUGUGUGAUGCCAAAGUGAUGUGAUUUGAUUAUAACUUGUAAAACCUCAGAGAAAUAAAGCUGCAAAAACCACCAGAAAGGUGUAUUUAUGUACUUUCCAAUCUCAUUAAUAAUUAUUAUAAUGGCUGUAUUAAUUUUUUCUUCAAUGGCUUCAAAAUCUAUAAUUAAAGAACAUAAAUAUUAUAUUCCACAUAGAAUAAAAUUAUGCCAAGGUCAAACAGAAAAAGACUGUUUGAUUGAGUGAUUGAUUGAUUGAUUUUUGGCAGAGUAAGUGCUGAUAGGCCAGCAGAUUACAAGGAAGCCUUCAACAUUACAGAACCACAUAAUGAACAGCAAGUGAGUUGAUAUUUUCAACAUUUGAAUGACUUGCUUAGUUUAGAGUUCUAUCUUUUUGUAAGAAUUUAAAUCAUUGGUAAGCAUUAAUUUUCAUGCCCUGCUACUCAACUGUUUCUUUUUAAUGCAUAUAAUUAUCAUUUUUGUUUAAGGAAAGAUAAUAAAGGAUGUAUUUAUGUAUGUAUAUAAUGAGUAGGUUGUGGCCCUGUUAUCUUUAACACUCUGAUAUAUGCUGCAUCAAUUUUUGACAGAGGAGGUCAGUGAAGGACCAACCCAGGUGGUGGGUGUGGCGGGUUGGGGGUACAGGGACAGCACUCAUUUAGACCUUAUAUAGUGAUGGGUCUAGGUCUUGAAAAACCUUUUUUUACUUCAUGGUUCUCAAGGGAGCUUUGCAAAAGAAUGUUUCUCUACUGAAAUAAAUCCUUUAAUCCUUUUUUCAUGCAACGAAAAUGGCACUGGCUUAUAUCUUUUCUCCUGCAUGGGAAAAGUCCUUAUUUAGCUGUUAUCAAUAAUUUUUUUGAUCUGUAGCAUUUUUGUGUUUUUUUUUAUCACGGGGCUCUUUUUAAUCCCUAAAAAGCACCCGAUAUAAUUUUCUUAUGAUACUUUAUUUUUGUCAAGGUUUGGCCAGAUGAUAAGGUACCGAGUUUUCAGAGUAAGAUAGCAUCAUUUUUUAAAAUUUGUGGUGACUUGUCCUUACGAAUUCUCCAUGUCAUGGCCCUUGGACUGCAGCUCAAGGUAAAUCGCUUCUUAUGUCCCCUAGCAUUUUUAUGUGAAUAGCAUUUUCAAGGUUCGCAUAUUCAGUUGAACCUCUUCACAACAGCCACCUAAUGGGGAAAAAGAACGUGGCCAUUGUAGAGAGGUUUGAACCAGAGUCAAUGUAUGGACUGUCUGCCAAAAAAGGGUGACCAUUGUAGAGGGGUGGCCAUUGGUGCAGGUUCAACUGUAUGAACAUUUUCUGGUGAAUUAGUGCUCAAAGAGCAAGGGUGGUGCAUUGGUAAGAGCACUCGCCUCCCAUCACUGUGGCCCUGGUUCAAAUCCUAGUGUCAAUGCCAUUUGUGGGUUGAGUUUUUCCUUUGCUCCUAGAGGUUUUUCUCUGGGUACUCCGGUUUCCCCCUCUCCUCAAAAAUCAACAUUUCCUAAUUCCAAAUUCCAAUUCGACCAGGGGAUGGUAAACAAAGACCCACUACAAGGAUGUGCUACCUCUAAAUCAUUAUUUAACUGCACUUUUUUAGUUGUCAUUUAACUGCUCAUUAAGGUCAGGUGGCCGUUGCAUAUACUACAUAAUUCUUCUUUUUAAUGCAGGAUCCAGAAACAUUCACGAGCACUCACAAAGUUAUGGAGUCAACAAAGAAUUGCACAACAUUACGUUUGUUGAAUUAUCCUGUCAUUUCUAAAGAAGCUGUUGUUAAACCAGGACAGAUUCGAUGUGGAGAGCACACCGACUAUGGCUCCAUCACACUGCUUUUCCAGGAUGAUAUGCCUGGACUAGAGGUAUGGUAGUAACCUUUUCCUCCCCUAAGUCAGUCGUGCAGAAAAAAACUAGUUCAAAUAUAUAGUACACUUUUGUGGUCGAAAUCUGGUGGAGGGUAUAUGUACAAAAAGUGGACAACCCAACCUUGGGAUACUAGAUAGCAUCAAAGCAUUAUCUGUGCUGCCUUUUUUACAUCGCCCGAAACUAAAGAGUGAUUUAUCUGUGAUUUAUCUAGAAUGGAAAGAAAGGAAGAGCCUUUCGGAUACUUGGUUUUUAGUUCAUGUAGAUAGCUGAUGGUAUAGUUACUAGAAGUAUAAUUUGCACUCCUUAACAAGUUGUGUUUCACUCUACAGGUCUUACCUCUUGGAUUUACUGAAUACAUACCUGCCCCGCCCUUUCCUGGAGCAAUAAUCGUCAAUGUUGCAGACCUCAUGCAGAGAUGGACAGCUGAUAGGCUUAAAUCAACAGUAAGCCCGUUACGUGCUCUUUAAAACUUAUCCUGAGUACAAUCGUCAACUUCUACUAAUGCUACCUCUGCAACGGCCACCUUUUUAGCCAUGGUGGACAGUCUUUACAUUCACCAGUGGACGUAGCUAGGAUUUUUCCAGUCGUACGCACAGUGUUUCACAUCAACCGUAUUCCGUCUCCCAAAAAUCAUUAGGGAGCUUAAGUAAAGCGACGGCGACGGCAACGAGAACGGAAAAAAAGCAAUAGGUUUAGAUUAGAAAAACAACAACUUUGCACGUGCAUCACGAUUUUUUUGUACAUUUCUUUGCCGUCAUUGCACGACUACAACGUGCAAGUGCCUAAUUUCACGUUUUGUCGAGGACGGGAACAGAAGACAACAACUUUCUUUUUCUUUUCCUGAACUUUGAUACAGUCCUUUAGAAUUCAACUCCAAAAAACUUUUCCGACAUUUGGCGAAUUAAACGAGAUAGAAUAAGCGUUAUAAAGUUUAUAGCAGUCAGCAUUCAUUUUUUAAGUGACGUUUUCGUAGCCGUCUUAUUUUGGGUCGAUCUAAGUUAAGAUCGUCCGUUGGGACAGGCGUCGAACUUACGACGCGUCGAACCAAUCAACUGAAUCAGACCAAAAAGCAAUUUUAAUAAAUUUUUCCCCGAACGAAGCUAAAUAUACCAGGAGCAUAUGCGUCUGAAUAUACCCUUUAUGACAUUAUCAUAUAUAUCAUACAUUUGUCCCGGAGACGAUCUUCAGACGUUCUGUCCGUCUGAAGCAGGCCAAGCGUCGAACUUUUCAUGAGACGAUCCAAACUUGGUGAGCUAAGUUCGACGUUUGGCCUAGGCGUAAGCUUGCAAAGACUAAAACCCAGGCCUUGUCGGCACGCAUCCGGAUAUUUUCGAAAACGGCGCUUUUUUCUCCGUUUUAGCGGUCCGUCCACAAGUAAACAGGUAAACAGCGUUUAUCGGACACCGAUAAACGCUGGUUUUCAAAAGCUGUCCCCAGAGUGGAGCCCUGGGUGGUACUUGGGUUAAUUUUUGCUGGCUAUGUGCCGCUGGCCUCUCAGAGCCCCUACCCCAUUAUAGUCUAUUCUGUGGCCAAUUAUAGACCCCAUCUUAGUCACUCUUGGGCAAAUAUGUAGUUUUCGCGAUACCAACUUAGUCACUUUCAAUUUUUAUGAAUUGAACAAUUUUUUCGAUUGAAUGAAGAACACUUUACUUUUCAUCUGCAGAACAAACAUUCUUGUCCGUUUGCUAACCGUAAAUAUAAGGAACUGUCUUACUCCAAGAAAUCUGUAAAUGUGCCACCCUAUUCUAGUAACUCUAUCGAAAAUGCGACACCAUUAUAGUCAAUCCAGUCGUGAAAAUACGCACCCAUCUACCGGCACAUCCCGGGGGACGGUCGAAAACGGAGGUUUUCGAAUACGAUGAUGUCAUACAUCAUAUGCAGUAAACACCGACAUAUAAGAACAAAUGGAUUAAAAACAUGCGGCUGAAAUUUGGUCCAUAAAACACCAUAUAUAUAUAAGAACCAGUUAAGCCUGAUAAAUAAUACAUGUUCUUUUAUAAUAAGGGAGAGGGUGUCAGAAUAAGAAAACAACGUAACUAUGGUUGCUGCUAGAAUAUUACAAUCUCUGCUAUUGCUGCUAGACAAAUAUAAUUAUUUUACUUAUUGAUUAACUGAUUUCUUUACUCUCUUAGUUAUUUAUUAAUAAUAAAAUAUGCUAACUAAACCUCUAGUAACAUGUUAUGUGAAGUACUUCUGAAACAAAGUUUAAGAACAUAUUAAGAACAUCUUCAGGCUGAUUUCUCACAAAGCACCCAAUAAAUAAGAACUAGAUCAGCCUGAACCCUGAAAUCAUGUGUUCUUAUAUGCGGGUGUUUACUGUAUUACUACAGAGGCUGCUGUUGGAGCUAGACUACGAGUAGUCCCCCGUUUUUCCUCAGGGAUAGUAGAGCGAGCGAAGCUCGAACGCGCGUGAAAAUCACCCCACGCGAGAAAAGGCGACAUGCGUGUCGCCUUUUCUUGCGCGCUCGCGUUUCGCUCGCUCUACUAUCCCUUAGGAAAAAUGACAUCCUCGGAGACCCAGGGGCAGAUAGUGGGGGCGAGGGAAAGUCUAAACGGGCGGAAAAAUAUGGCACGAAGAAAAGUAAAGAACGGCGAGAAGAGCCCCUGGGGACAAUGUCUUACCAGACAAGUUCCAGACGGUCGCCGCCGUUCUGGCUUCUGAUUGGUGCCAGAAAAACACAAGUUUUCUGCCACCAAUCAGAAGCCAGAACAGCAGCGACCGUUUGGAACUGGUCUGGUAAGACAUUGUCCCCAGGGGCUCUUCUCACCGUCCUUUACUUUUCUUCGUGCCAUAUUUUUCCGCCCGUUUAGACUUUCUCUGGCCCCCACUAUCUGCCCCUGGGUCUCCGAGGAUGGAAAAAUGAGGGACUACUCGUAGUCUAUGUUGGAGCUCCUGACUACUAGCAUUACGCAUGCUCUGUAAGGGAUGCUAUCGUAUUUCUGUCGUUUUAGCGUUUUCAUCUGGACGGGUGAAAACGAUUUAAAUAACCUACGUGCGGACGCGUAAUUUUUGAGAACAAAGAAAAUAAUCUCCGUUUUAAAAAAUAUUCGAAUACGUAUGGACAGGGCCUCACUGGUGACUGUUGUAGCCUUGUAUAUACCUUUUUCACGCUAAAUACAUCGAACGCGUAAGAGUUUUACGUUAUAAAUCCGCCCAUAUUGACAUCACUAAUAACGUUCGCUAUAUUUUCCGUCUCUUUUUCAGCGUCACCGUGUUUCUAUUCCAGAAGAGGAGUGUCAGAGACGAGUUCCUCGACGCUCUCUGGCCUUUUUUGUACAUCCCGACGAUGACACCAUAAUAAAGUGCCUAGAUGGGUCUGAGAAGUACCCCUCAAUAACAGCCUAUGAUUACCAAUGGCAGAGACUAAAUGCAACUUAUGAAUACGAAUAAGAAUAAGAUAGAUGUAUUCCAACUAGUUUAAUUUCAUCGAUACUUUUAAAAGCCAAAUUUUUAGUAUAAAAUAGAUAAAGUCAAUUUUGCCCGCACUUACUACGCAGUAGGAAACACACACACCUAGGCUAAUUUGCAACGAACGGCCAUACUUAACAAUUAUUCGCCGAAGGCGAAGUUAAUAUUAUUCAACAAUAUUCACUGACACGGCUCCGCAAACGAGCUAUGCACGAAAAUAUAUCCUGCAAGACUUUCAGGACUUUGAAGUUGUCAGAUCGUGGAUAAAAAGCGGCUGUAAUGUCGGCAUUUUAAUCUAACGAGAAAGCUUAUGCAAGGUGUUUGCGCAGCAGAGAUUUUCAAAGGGCCGUCAGUAAAAUAGACCCUUUGCCCUUUCUAGCUUAGUUUUAGCUACCGACCUAAUAACACAACUGAAAGAAAAAAAAGCCUGAAACUGAGAGAAACGUUCUUAGAAUUACAUCAGUGCUUGAUUUCUAAUUCAUGCUCGCUGCCGUUCUUAAAGGUGCAUCAUCGUGCGCCAGACUGUUGAGAUUUUUCUUUUCAGGGUUCGUACGGGUCCUGGAAAACCUGGAAAGUCAUGGAAAUUUAAAAUUUCAAAAUCCAGGCCUGGAAAACCUGGAAAAUAUGUGUUGGUCCUUGAAAGUCCUGGAAAAUUAGACUUUUCCUAGGACAGUGAAUAAGUUUCUUUUCAUUUUCGUCGCUCACAUUUUCAAGUUUUUUGUGGGCGACAAAUGGACGUGUACAAUCUUGCAAAAUCGUACCUGUCGUUAAUCCCAAAACCUGACAGUUGAGAGUCUGGGCUCUAGCUACCCCUGCAGUUUUACGGGCUUCCCAUGUUCAAAAAUUUUGUUGUUUGUAUCUGGAUGAGAAUGGCGCCGUUGUUUUGUUCUGUUUUAAAUCUAGCCUGCAAAGCAGGCGUAUUUUGGAGCGCGAUCCAUGAAUUGUUUUCAGGAAUGACGUUGUCCCGCCACCUUGGACGUUAAUACUACCAGCGAGUUGGGACGUGGUGGCCACGAUCAAUGUACCUCCGAGUUUUCGUUAAAAAACGCCUGCUCUGCAGGCUAUUUUAAAUCAAGUCAAAACGAACUCAAAAGUAUUGUUUCCGGCCCCUGUGAUUAAGCUGAAUGAACAAUGCCUGGGAAGUGUACUUUCAAAGAAAACUGGACUUCUCACAAGAUAUACAAAGACUGGAUAUUACAAGACUCAAGCUCUCAACACAAAGCACGUUGUCGCUUGUGCCAAAAAUCAUUGGACUACUCAAACAUGGGGGAAUCCACCCUGAGAAGCAGAGCUGUCAACUCUCCCGGAUAAUCCGGGAGACACCAGAUUUUGGACCGUAUCUCCCAGUCUCCAGGUUAGAGUAUGAAAUCCUCCCCGAUAAUCGCCGAAUUUUGCCAUUUCUUGUAGAGUCGACUUUCCGACAAGAAAAUUUCAAAUAUUUUGCGUUGUUUGAGUUAUUUUUAUCCUGUUAACAUCAAGC
Porites lobata is the source of this 9792-nucleotide messenger RNA. The record is from the annotation of a GenBank genome assembly. Lineage: Eukaryota; Metazoa; Cnidaria; Anthozoa; Scleractinia; Poritidae.